GCCGCUGGCCGCGGGGCCCGGGCUGUGAGCGCGGCAGGGCGAGCAUGGGCGCGGCGCGGGGCAUCGGCAGCUUCGCCGUGUGGGACUACGUGGUGUUCGCCGCGAUGCUGCUCAUCUCGGCCGCCAUCGGCAUCUACUACGCCUUCGCGGGGGGCGGCCAGCAGACGUCCAAGGACUUCCUGAUGGGCGGCCGCAGGAUGACCGCCGUGCCCGUGGCGUUGUCCCUCACCGCCAGCUUCAUGUCGGCCGUCACCGUCCUGGGCACCCCCUCCGAGGUCUACCGUUUUGGGGCCAUCUUCAGCAUCUUCGCCAUCACCUACUUCUUUGUGGUGGCCAUCAGCGCCGAGGUCUUCCUCCCGGUGUUCUACAAGCUGGGGAUCACCAGCACCUAUGAGUAUUUAGAGCUUCGAUUUAACAAAUGUGUUCGUCUCUGUGGAACAGUCCUCUUCAUUGUUCAAACAAUUCUGUAUACUGGAAUCGUUAUUUAUGCCCCUGCCCUGGCUUUGAAUCAAGUCACAGGAUUUGAUCUGUGGGGCGCAGUAGUUGCAACAGGGGUGGUCUGCACAUUCUACUGCACGCUGGGUGGUCUUAAAGCAGUUAUCUGGACAGAUGUUUUUCAAGUAGGGAUCAUGGUGGCUGGAUUUGCAUCUGUGAUUAUACAGGCUACGGUGAUUCAAGGUGGGAUCAGCACUAUUCUAAAUGAUUCCUAUAAUGGUGGAAGAUUAAACUUCUGGAAUUUUGAUCCUAAUCCUUUGCAAAGACAUACAUUCUGGACAAUUAUUAUAGGAGGGACCUUCACAUGGACCAGCAUCUAUGGUGUCAACCAAUCCCAAGUGCAGAGAUAUAUUUCCUGUAAAAGCAGAUUCCAGGCAAAAAUGUCUCUCUACAUCAAUCUUCUGGGACUCUGGGCAAUUCUCAUCUGCUCGGUGUUAUGUGGGCUUGCCCUAUAUUCCAGGUACCAUGACUGUGAUCCUUGGACAUCCAACAAAGUAUCUGCACCAGACCAGCUCAUGCCUUAUUUGGUACUGGACAUCUUGCAAGAUUUUCCAGGACUUCCUGGACUUUUUGUGGCCUGUGCUUACAGCGGGACGUUAAGCACAGUGUCCUCCAGUAUUAAUGCCUUAGCAGCAGUAACUGUGGAAGAUCUAAUUAAACCUCACUUCAGAUCACUCUCAGAAAGGUCUCUCUCUUGGAUUUCCCAGGGAAUGAGUGUGCUGUUUGGAGUUCUGUGCAUAGGAAUGGCUGCACUGGCAUCACUAAUGGGAGCUUUGCUGCAGGCAGCACUCAGCAUAUUUGGCAUGGUUGGUGGACCACUUCUGGGCUUGUUUGCUUUGGGCAUUUUGGUUCCCUUUGCCAACUCAAUUGGAGCACUUGCUGGUCUGAUGGCUGGAUUUGCUAUUUCUUUGUGGGUUGGAAUUGGAGCUCAACUUUAUCCUCCACUGCCUGAGAGAACUAUGCCAUUAAGCCUUGAAACCUAUGGCUGUAACAACACAUACAAUGCGACAAAUUGGGUGACAACUACAGAAAUGCCAUUUACUAGUGCUUUUCAAGUACACAAUGCUGAAAGGACCCCACUGAUGGAUAACUGGUAUUCUUUAUCAUAUCUAUACUUCAGUACUGUUGGAACUUUGGUAACGAUGUUCAUGGGAAUGCUAAUUAGUUUACCAACAGGAGGAAGAAAACAAAACUUAGAUCGCAGAUUCCUACUAACCAAAGAGGACUUUUUAUCCAAUUUUGACAUUUUUAAGAAGAAGAAGCAUAUUUUAAGCUAUAAAUCUCACCCAGUAGAAGAUGGUGGAACUGAUAAUCCUGCCUUCAACCAUAUUGAAUUGAACUACACAGAUCAAAGUGACAAGAUCAGUGGGACUCAUUUGUGACGUGCUGGUGACCUAGGUGAUCUUAAACAUUGAUUUAGUUACAUAUGUUUUCUAAGAUAAUUGGAUCAGGUUUAGAUUUCUUUUUGAGGGGAGGGUUCUAUUAUGAGUAAAGUUUUGGUGGGAGGCUUUUGGGGAGUAAAAUUUUGUUAAAGCAAAGUGCUGACUCUUCACUUACUAUACUCAUUAACUGUUGCUACUCUGGAGUUGAGUUUCAGCAUCAGCAUUUUCCUCUAUUUCUCUCUUUUUUUUAAAUGAAGCUGUAGUUUUAAAAGUUAUGACCACAUAUAUGCUGAAGGAUUAAUACACACAUAUACACACAUACUUGAUGGUCAAAAGACUAUUCUUAAAUUUGGGCAUUAUUGGAAAUAUUUUCCAUGCAUUUGAUGCUAGCAUAUAAAUUUCAGGUUUUGCCAAAAUCAGAAGUAAUACUGAAAAGAGCUUUUCUCCUUCUAUGAGAUACUCUAUUUUUAGGAAACAAUGAGGUGACAGAUUUACAUUGUCUAGAUCUUUGCUUCUCAUUGAUUCAUAUCAGCCCUAUCAGGGAGGAUAGUAACCUUGGAACCAAUUCUGGCUCAGGAGGGUGGUAGUCAAGAAGCAUCCUGUUUGGGGCAGAACAUGGGUCCCAUGAUGAAUGUCUUUUUGGUGCUAUGUAUCCAUUCUUGUGCCUUUUCACUAAUUAUCUGGAGCUCCUGGCUCACUGGCUGCUUAUAUUGCCUUACGCUCUGGUUCUUACACACAAUCCUAGUUUCUCAGGUUGUGUUGUACACUUUACUCUGCUUGCCUUCCUAUUUCCCUAUUUACUCUAUUGCCUUGGGUUUGUCUUGAGAUGCCCCAUGUGAAUCAUGCUACCCCAGACCUUGGUUCACUAAAUUCCAGACUAUAAAUUAGAAACUCCUAUGAGCCUGAUAUUAACAAAAGUACUUUCAACAGAGGUAUUUAAGAAUUUGGUGACCAAAGAACAUUUAUGUGAUUCAGAUGGUUAAAUUCUGUGGAAUUACAUGAUUAUGUUGAAUGAUAUUAAUUUGCAUGUCAUCUAAUUUGCAGUCAAUUGAUUUUAAAGGUACAUAAGCUUAGGAGUCUUAAAUUAUGUGUAUUCACCCAUUUAAAGAGCUAAAUUACAUGGGCAAACACUACUGUUUUUUUAAUGUUCUGGAAUUAUUAACCGUAUGCUGUGUUCCAUGCUUUAAAAUUUCAAGUAGCAAUCUCAAAGCUUGUUUUGUUAAUUUUGCUGCAUUUUUAACUAAAAGUUUGGUCACAGGCUUUUAUCAAUAUUUCUUUUCUACAGUUGCCACAUCUAUUGUUUAGAAAUGUGUUUCUUUUGUUUGUUUGUUUUACAAUGUUUUAAAAUAACGUGAGAAACAUUUAGGCACAUUAAAAAUAUUUUAGAAUUAAAUACUUUUUUGCUUAUUUUCUCAUAUUUAGGAAAGUAUGUUCUGUACAUUUAUAGGUUGCCAAUUGAAAACAUUAAGAAAUCAAAGAAAUAAAGUAGUGUUUAUCUAAAGCAAAGAGAUUUAUAUAACAUUUAAAUUAAUGAUGUGUUCAGAUAUUUCAUAUGUGUAUAAAUGUUAUUUUUUAAUCAACAUAUUUGUAAGCAUACAUCAAACUUUGUAAAUCUUUCUACAAUUUUUUAAUGGGUAGGAAGAUAUAAUCUUAUUUGUUUUAUGCAAGUGUGAUUUGAACUCACUAUUUACUAAGUGUAAGCACACGUCUGUAGAAUGCUUCAAUUUUGGAAAUCAAAGUCCAGUUAUUUAAAUAAUUCUUUUGUUUAUCUAACUGCCGAGGGAUAUACAGUAUGUUCGUAAUGAGAGAUCUGAGACUUCCAUUCUUAUUCACUUUUUUAAACAAAAUAUAUCUUGUAACUUUGGGAACUGUUGGUAUUUUUACCUUUAUAAACACAUAAGGGUGUCAGACCAAAUUCUUAAGAAAUAAAAGUACUGUUAUUAAUUAUGAAAUAUAAUUUAUCUUAUGUGAAUCUUUGGGUAAAAUCAAACAAUGUAAAAUGCUACCAUAUCAUAAUGUAAAUGAAUCAUCUAAUGUUCUUAAUUAUUUCUGAAUCACAACAAUCCCAACAGGAAGGAAAAGGAACAUAACUAGUCUGUUUUCGUCAUUGACAAAUUGUAUGACCUUGAAUUUAUCCUUAAUCUCCUCUACUGAUGGAAUUUAAGACCAAAUACUUAACUACCUUACAGAAAUAAUGUGAGUAUAAAAGAUCAGAUAGCACUUUAUUAGUUCAAAUAAUGUCACUUAACAUUUUAAUAUGAAUGGAAAUCAAAAUUUGAGUCAAGCUCACCUGCCAGUUUAAAAAAAAGACAAACUGUUCAUAAUUUGCAGUGUAAUGAUGUGGAGAUAGUUCCUUCUCUAAAAAAAUAUGUGCCACAGAAAUAUUGAACUAGAUUUAGGAAUUAGCAAGAUUAUUCAGAGAGAAUGAAACUUUAAGAAAGCUACAGACCAAUUAUAUUCACUCAAUAGAGAAAUGAAAAUUUUAUAUGCAGGAUUUAAAAUGGUAUAAAUGUAUAUGCAUCUAUUUGAUUGCUUAUGCAUUAAUGAACGUUUGGAAAUAUGUGAAUACAGUUUUGGUUGUCACAGCUGGUGAUGAGGUGCUACUGGCAUCUAGGGAUAGAAUUCAGGGACGCUAUCAAACAUCCUAUGACACAUAGGCUAGCCCCUCUCCACAGCAAAAAAUGCUCCUGCCUUGAAUAUCAGAUUGUUGAGUUUAAGAAAUCCUGUUUUAGAGGCUAAGGUUGCAAUUGCAAUUUUCCCUAAGUCACACAUGUUGGUUUUGUUCCUUUAGGGAAAUCACCUUGACUCUUCUAUCUGAUUAUUCUCAUCUACAGAUUAGGAUUAAGGUGUCACUGGCAUAUACCAUGUUAUGAAACAAAAAAAUGACCAUAUAUAUUUUUCAUAGCAUUUUGAAAAUAUUAAGGAAUAUAAAAUUGUAAUUAUGAAAACAACUCUUAAGAAAGUUUCAUUUUGCAACAUGAUUUCCAACAUUAAUACAUAUUAAGAUGAAGGAAAUAUUAAAUAUAGGAAUAUGAAGAUUUCAUAAUUUUGUUUUAUUUAUGAAAACCUCAGAAAUUGUAGUUAAUUUGUUAACCACUCAGUGUCUGUCCAUGAUGUAGACUCAAGGGAGGGAUGGACUUGAGAUGAGGAAUUAACUCUGUGUCAAUUCCUGUAGAAAAUUCUUAGUUUUUUCCAAGAAUAGUUGAUGAUAUAGAAUCAACUGAGCGCACACACAGUACUGAAAAUUCAGUACCCAGUUUAGCUAUUGUAAAAUUUACUUUUAUAUUUAUGUGCCCAUUGUGAAAAAUCCUGAGGGAAUUGAACUUAAGAUGUAAAACAUGUUUGCAUGUCUGGCUUUUCAACUUGCUGAUUAAACUCUCUACAAAUGUC
Molecule: messenger RNA, 5267 nt
Organism: Canis lupus familiaris (dog)
Lineage: Eukaryota; Metazoa; Chordata; Mammalia; Carnivora; Canidae
Gene: SLC5A8
Product: solute carrier family 5 member 8
Exons: 15
Coding region: 45-1877 (610 amino acids)
Biological process (GO): propanoate transmembrane transport; sodium ion transport
Cellular component (GO): membrane
Molecular function (GO): organic acid:sodium symporter activity
Source: RefSeq, a predicted model, not a curated record